AGGGGGAUUUCUAUGAAGACUCUAACUCUGUGGACAUCAACUCUGAGGAGUUUUCUGCCAUGCCUCCUGAGGUGAAACAUGAGAUCCUUAAAGACAUGAAGGAAUUCAGCAAGAGACGACGCACCAUGUACCACACCCCCCCUGAGCGGUCAGGGGACUUCUCCCAGUACCAGCUAGCAGGGCUGCUGCAGAGGAACAAUCUGAACGUGCGUCUGGAGGGGGUGGAGAGAGAGAUGUCCAACCGUAGUGCUGGGAACGCCCCGGGGGUGGAGCUAUACAACCAGGGGGAGGGGCACAGCGUGGAGACACGACGCCUCCUCUCAGAAGACUCCACCCACUACAUCCUCAUCAAAGGUCCGAAGAAGACCGACAACAGUGAGAGGGUGCCAGACAUCCAGCCUGCGGCCUCUCCCUGGUUGGGUGGUCCCCUGUCAGGGAGGGUUAGGACGGGGGGAGGGGAGAGACCUGAGCCCCUUUGGAGACCCAUCUCAGAGGAGGAGAGCCUGGAGGAGGGCCCCUCAUCAUCGUCUAAACGUCCCCAGGACCCGAGCCCGAGCCUGGGGAAUACAGCACCCAUCUCCCCCCGAACACUGAAGGCCAUCCAGGCUGCCAUGGAUGGCAGCUUCUCAGAGGAGGAGGAGGAGGAGGAGGAGGAUAGCUCCUGGGGUAGGGGAGGGAGUAGGGCUGAGGAGGAGGAGGGGGGUGGCAGUGUGUCUCCUCGUACCCUCCUGGCCAUUCAGCGAGCCACGGGAGAAGAGUUGGACGUAGGCCCGUCCCCAUACGCCACCAUGAUUGGCAGUUCUCCUGUUAAACCCCACCCUCCCAGUCCCCAGCGUCCUGCGAACCGACUGUUUGUCAUCAGCAGCUCAGAGGAGGAGACUGAAGGGAAGGACACGCCCCCGAGGACAUCUCUGACCAAUGAGGACAGGCUUGGGGUGGAGAAGGGGGAUGAGCAACAGUCGCCCCUCCCCCUCUGCCUCCCCAUUCCUCCUGCGGACAGGGUGCUCCUCAGCAUGGAGGAGGAAACCGUCAGCAGGAGGAGCAGGGAGGAGGUGGAGCAAGCCAUCGACAACAGGAACAGAGCUUUCCACUCUGCAGUGGGUCAGGGGGACAGUUUGGGUCAGGCUCUCUGUGUUAUUCCCCCAUCAGGCCUUGGUCUAAACAGAGAGGAGGAGACUGGGAGGAGCAGCCUAGUGACUGGGCCUUUACCUCCCUCGCAGGAGGAGAGGAAUGGACAGAACACCAGGGAGGAGAGGAAUGGACAGAACACCGGGGAGGAGAGGAAUGGACAGAACACCGGGGAGGAGAGGAAUGGACAGAACACCGGGGAGGAGAGGAAUGGACAGAACACCAGGGAGGAGAGGAAUGGACAGAACACCAGGGAGGAGAGGAAUGGACAGAACACCGGGGAGGAGAGGAAGGGACAGAACACCGGGGAGGAGAGGAAUGGACAGAUUGUGAAGAUGGAGGACAGUGAUUCAGAGAGCUUCAUUGACGUGUCUGAGGGGGAGGAGCUAAAGGAGGAGGAGACAGAUGAUUCGCUGAUAGAGGUUGAGGGCGGUGCUCCAGCUAAGGCACAGGAAGACGUGGCCAAGAAGGAGGAGGAGGAGGCUUUAAGUAGCAGAGCUAUCCCUCUGGAAGAGAGGGAGGAGGACGAGGAGCCCCAGCCUCCCACAGAGCCCAGCCCAGAUCCUCCUGCCCCAGCUUCUGUUCCUCUACCCAACGAGUGGGAAGACAUCAACGUGGAUGAGCUGGUGGCGCUAGAGAGCAGUCUUGGAGAGCAGCAGUCCAGGCUGAGGGAACAGAAGCAGCAACAGGAACGCAUCGCUGCCACCGUUACCGGACAGAUGUGUCUGGAGAGCCAGGAGCUGCUGAGGUUGUUUGGCGUACCCUUCCUGGUGGCUCCCGGUGAGGCCGAGGCCCAGUGUGCAGCCCUGGACCGGACCGACCAGACCCACGGAACAAUCACCGAUGACAGCGACGUCUGGCUGUUCGGGGGACGACACGUCUACAAGAACUUCUUCAGCCAGAACAAAUACCUAGAAUACUACCAGUACGUAGACCUACAGAACCAACUGGGUGUGGACCGUACCAAGCUGAUUAACCUGGCCUACCUGCUGGGUAGUGACUAUACGGAGGGAGUCCCGGGGGUGGGCUAUGUGACGGGCAUGGAGAUACUCAACGAGUUCCCAGGACCUGGCACGGAACCAGUCAGCAUGUUCAGUGAGUGGUGGUCCUUGGCCCAGCAGCAGCAACGUCUGACCUCUGACCCCCGUGACUCCAAGGUCAAGAGGAAACUGAGAGGGCUUCGGCUGCGGCCGGGCUUCCCCAACCCUGCUGUGGCAACUGCCUACCUGCAGCCCAGCGUCGACCUAUCAGAAAGCUCCUUCAGCUGGGGCCGCCCACACCUCGACCUCCUCAAGGAGUUCUGUGAGAGUCGUUUUGGUUGGAACAGCAGGAAGACAGAAGAGACUCUAUAUCCUGUUAUCAAACAGCUCAACACACAACAGACCCAGCUGCGUAUUGACUCGUUCUUCCGUCUGGAGCAGCAGGAGAGACAGGCCAUCAAGAGCCAGCGCCUCCGCCGGGCUGUCACCUGUAUAAAGAGGAAAGAGAGGGAGGACGGAGGGAGGGAGGAGAGGGAGGACGGAGGGAGGGAGGAGGAAGAAGAGGGGAUUGGCUCUCCGUCCAAGGCUAAAAGAGGGAAGAGGUCAGAGCCAAAGCAGAGGAAGGGAGAGGUGGAGGAGGGGACAGGAGGAUUCCUGGGGGCAGAGGUCAGUAAGCCUGCUCAAGAGGAUGUGGGAAGAGCCAACCAUGAUGUGGGAGUGGCCAGCCAAGAAAGAGAGAAAGUAGGAGUGGUUAGUCAGAAUGUGGGAGGGGCCAGCCUGGCUGUGGGAGGAGCCAGCCAGCAGAGGAAAGAAGUGCUUCCGCCUCCUAAUAACGGAGUACCUCAACCUAAACUCCUCCCCAAUAGGACGGAGCAGAAUGACAGCAGCAGUUCCGGGGACGACAGCGACGGUGACAGCGGGGUCGCCAUGGUAACGGCCCAGUCAGUGUUUAGGGGCCAACCGAGAGAAGGGAGGGGUGGUAAGAGAGGUGGGAGGGGGGGAAAGAGAGGCAGAGGAAGGAAGACACUGUGAGAACUAUCAACUUUAAACUCUCGACCGUCUCUUGUUGAUGAUGUCAUCAGAGGGAUAUAUUUGACCAAUAAACAGGCGCUGAAACCACUGUGAUGCGUUUUCUGAAUGAUGUUUAGAAUGAUGAGGGAUGAUGUUUGAAACGGUGUGAAAGAUGGCGCUGUGUAUGAGGCGUCUCUGGCCGUUUGUUGGUGUAUUUUCUAUGUUUGUGAUGAAUAUUUGGAAUAAUUAAAAUGUUUUUGUAUUACAAA
This is a messenger RNA of Oncorhynchus masou masou (cherry salmon), 3388 nucleotides long. RefSeq names its product DNA excision repair protein ERCC-5-like. Gene Ontology annotation, biological process: nucleotide-excision repair. The record is from RefSeq and is a predicted model, not a curated record. Bases 60 to 3140 code for a protein of 1026 amino acids. Gene Ontology annotation, cellular component: nucleus. Lineage: Eukaryota; Metazoa; Chordata; Actinopteri; Salmoniformes; Salmonidae. The transcript is spliced from 9 exons. Gene Ontology annotation, molecular function: DNA endonuclease activity; single-stranded DNA binding.